CUGUGCGGACCUACCAGCCACCUCUCUCCUCUCCUUCACUGAAUCUCUUCCUCUCUCUCUCUCUCUCUGUCUGUCUCUCUCUCUCUCUCCUCCGCUCCUCCGGUCUCUGCUAUGACAGCUCACACCAGCAGUGUGUUGCCCGAUCUCAGACCGUCAACCCGUCACCGGUUAUCCUGUCCACGCGUUACCAUGGACAUGUGUGUGUGGGAUAUUCGUGAUUGAUCCUCGGGUCUGAUUAUUUUUUUUCUGUUUAAAAACGAAAGAAAGAGGAGGAGGGGGGCGGCCGUCCUCCUUUCACCCCCCCUCCGCUUCCUUCAGCCAAGCAGAGCGGCGAGGUGGGGAGAAAAAGGCUUUCCAAAUAAGCCAGCUUGGAUUAAUUUCACAGCAAAAUGACGGAUUUGGGAGCGUCGGAGAUGCUGCUGAUGAGGAGAAGGCUGAACGUGAAGACGAAUGGCAGGCUGAGACGCGACCUCCCGCUUCUCCUCCUGCUGGGGCUCCUCUUUGGGGAUUUCUCCUCGUCCAAGGCCGAGUCCUGUGGUGGAGUAGUCCAAGGACUAAAUGGUUCCAUAGAGUCACCUGGUUUCCCCCAUGGCUAUCCCAACUACGCCAACUGUACAUGGCUGAUCAUAACAGGGGAGAGGAACCGGAUCCAGCUAACCUUUGUCACGCUGGCACUGGAGGAAGACUUUGAUAUUGUAUCAGUUUACGAUGGACAACCAUCGCCUGGCAACUUAAAAAUGAGGUUGUCAGGAUUCAUGCUGCCUUCGCCUAUAGUCAGCAGUGGAUCUAUAUUGGCCUUGUGGUUUACCACCGACUUCGCCGUCAGUGCACAGGGCUUCAGAGCAGUAUAUGAAGUCCUGCCCAGCCACACAUGUGGCACCCCGGGGGUCAUACCAAACGGAGUCAUUCAUGGCUCUCGGUACAACAUGGGGGACAAGAUCCGAUACAGCUGUGAGUCCGGGUUUGUACUGGAAGGACACAGUAUCCUCACGUGUAUAGUCUCUCCCGGCAGUGGGGCGCAGUGGGACUUCCCAUCGCCUUUUUGUAGAGCGGAGGGAGCGUGUGGGGGGACGUUAAGAGGCACUGCAGGUUCAAUAACCAGCCCCGGAUACCCCGCAGAGUAUGAAAACAACCUGGACUGCACAUGGUCAAUCCUCUCAGAACCCGGCGACACCAUCGCUCUCGUCUUCAACGACUUCUUAUUAGAGGACAAAUACGACUUUCUUGAAAUCAGCGGGACAGAAGCACCGAGUAUAUGGCUGACUGGGACAACGCUGCCCUCACCGGUGAUUUCCAGUAAGAACUGGCUUCGGUUACAUUUCACUUCGGACAGCAACCACAGAAGAACUGGAUUCAGCGCUCAGUAUCAAGUGAAGAAAGCGAUAGAGCUGAAGUCCAGAGGGGUGAAGAUGAUGCCCAGCAAAGACUCCAGUCACAAAAAUGCCGUCUUGAGUCAAAGCGGCCUUGCCGGUGAUGUUUGUCCAGAUCCUGGAGUUCCAGAAAAUGGAAAGAGGAUGGGCUCUGCUUUCCAAGUUGGCUCCAGCGUCCAGUUCAGUUGUGAUGACAGCUAUGUACUACAAGGAUCUAAAAGUAUCACCUGUCAGCGGGUCACUGACACACUGGCAGCCUGGAGUGACCACAGACCUAUCUGCAGAACACGUACAUGUGGCAGCAACCUAAGGGGGCCCAGAGGGGUCAUAACUUCUCCUAACUACCCUGUUCAAUAUGAGAACAACGCACACUGUGUGUGGGUCAUCACUGCAAUGGACUCUGAGAAGGUGAUAAAGCUGUCAUUUGAAGAGUUCGACUUGGAAAGAGGAUACGACACACUGACGGUGGGAGAUGGAGGGAAGAUAGGAGACACUCGGAGGGUGCUCUAUGUACUCACUGGUUCCAGUGUCCCUGACAUCAUCGUGAGCUUGUCCAAUCAGAUGUGGCUUCACCUGCAGUCAGACGAUACAAUCGGCUCGGCGGGGUUCAAGGCGGUCUAUGAAGAGAUCGACCGAGGAGGCUGUGGUGAUCCCGGGGUGCCGGCAUUCGGUCGUCGAAGCGGUGAUCGCUUUCAGCAUGGCGAUGUGUUGACCUUCUUCUGCCAGUCGGCCUUCGAACUAGUGGGAGAGAAGACGAUCACAUGUCAGCACAAUAACCAGUGGUCUGGCAACAAACCAAGUUGUGUCUUCUCAUGUUUCUUCAACUUUACGGCUCCAUCAGGGACUAUAUUGUCCCCAAACUACCCCGAGGAGUACGGAAACAACCUGAACUGUGUGUGGUUGAUUAUCUCUGAACCAGGAAGCCGCAUUCAUCUCCUUUUCUCCGACUUUGACCUGGAGCCACAGUUUGACUGGUUGGUGGUCAAAGAUGAAGGCCUGUCUGAGCCAACAACUUUCGGGACGUUCUCAGGAAAAGAUGUCCCAUCACAGAUCGCCUCAAACGGACACAUCAUGAGACUGGAAUUUCAAUCUGAUCACUCCAAUACGGGAAAAGGCUUCAAUAUCAGCUACACCACCUUUGGUCAAAAUGAAUGUCAUGACCCUGGAGUUCCUGUCAAUGGUCAAAGGUAUGGUGACCAGUUUCAGCUCGGCAGCUCUGUGGCUUUUCGCUGUGAUCAAGGCUUCAUCAGGACACAGGGGUCUGAUCAGGUGACUUGCAUCAUCCACGAUGGAAAUGUUGUUUGGUCUGCGGCUGUACCUCGCUGUGAAGCUCCAUGUGGAGGCCACCUCACAGCUCCUACAGGUGUCCUGCUGUCGCCUGGAUGGCCUUCCUUUUAUAAAGACUCUCUCAACUGCCAGUGGGUGAUUGAAGCACAGCCGGACCACGCUGUGAAGAUACAUUUUGACAGGUUCCAGACUGAGGUUAACUAUGACACAUUAGAGAUCAGAGACGGCCCCUCGGUCUCGUCUCCCCUGAUCGGUGAAUACCACGGCACCCAAGCGCCUCAUUUCCUGAUUUCUACAUCCAACGUCCUGUUCCUGUUAUUCACCACAGACAACAGCCGCUCUGCAGCUGGCUUCAGCAUCAGAUAUGAAAGUGUGAAAAUGGAGUCAGACUCUUGUCUUGAUCCAGGGAUCCCAGUCAAUGGUCGUCGCCAUGGCAGCAGCUUUUCCAUUGGCUCGCGUGUCUCGUUUACAUGUGACCUAGGAUACACACUGAGUGAUCAGGAGCCAAUUGUUUGUGAGCAGAAUCAUCAGUGGAGUCACGCUCUUCCCAGUUGUGAUGCCCUCUGUGGAGGCUAUGUCUACGGUAAAACGGGAACAAUUCUGUCUCCUGGAUUUCCUGACUUCUACCCGAAUUCUCUUAACUGCACCUGGACUAUAGAGGUGUCUCAUGGGAAAGGAGUCCAUCUGGUUUUCCACACCUUCCAUCUGGAGGAAAACCACGACUACCUGUCCAUCAUCGAAGACGGCAACUUCCAGGUUCCAGUGGCUCGACUCACGGGCUUGGUACUGCCCCCUAGUGUCAAAGCAGGACUCUUCGGGAACUUCAGCGCUCAGCUACGUUUCAUAUCGGAUUUUUCCAUGAGUUAUGAAGGCUUUAAUAUAACUUUCUCAGAAUACGACUUGGAGCCAUGCGAGGACCCUGGCGUACCGGCAUACAGCAGAAGGAUGGGCUUCAAAUUUGAAGUUGGUGACUCGCUGGCCUUCUCUUGUUUCCAUGGCUACCGACUUGAGGGUGAGAGCAAGAUCACGUGUCUUGGAGGCGGCAGGCGCGUCUGGAGCAACAUCCUACCGCGAUGCAUCGCGGAGUGUGGAGCCUCCUCACUGGGCCCUGAAGGUGUUCUCCUCUCUCCUAACUUCCCUUCAAACUAUGAUAACAACCACGAGUGUAUCUACCGCAUCACCACUGAAAAGGGCAAAGGAAUCAGACUGAAAGCAGAGAGCUUCUCAUUGCAAGAUGGAGACUAUCUGAAGGCGUAUGAUGGAGAGAACACUUCAUCCCGUCUCCUUGGCAACUUCACACGUGAUGACAUGAUGGGGCAUGUGAUCAACAGUACGUCCAAUCGCUUGUGGCUGGAGUUCAACAGCAACGCCUCGGGGACCGAUCCGGGCUUCCGCCUCACAUACACAAGUUUUGACCUUGUACGCUGCGAGGAACCAGGCAUCCCCAGUUAUGGCUAUAAAAUCCAGGACGACGGUCAUUUUGCCAACACUUUCGUCCUGUACUCCUGCAACCCCGGAUACAGUCUCCAUGGCAGCAGUACACUAACGUGUCUGAGUGGGGACAGACGUGUCUGGGACAAACCGCUUCCGUCCUGUAUCGCGGAGUGUGGAGGUCACAUAAGUGGAGCAGUGUCUGGACGGAUUCUGUCUCCGGGAUAUCCUGCUCCAUAUGACAACAACCUCCACUGCACCUGGACCAUAGAGGCUGACACGGGCAAGACUAUCAGCCUUCACUUCAUCGUUUUUGACACCGAAGUCGGCCACGAUAUCCUGAGAGUUUGGGAUGGUCCAUCUGGGCCGUCAGACGGGGGGAUCCUGUUGAAAGAAUGGUCCGGCCCAGCCUUACCUGAAGACAUCCACUCGACUUUCAACAUACUCACACUGCAGUUUGACUCUGAUUAUUUCAUCAGCAAGCAAGGAUUUUCUAUACAGUUCUCCACAACUACAGCAACGACCUGCAAUGACCCUGGCAUCCCUGUCAACGGUUCUCGCUACGGGGACAGUAAGGAGCCCGGGGACAGCAUGACGUUCCAGUGUGAUCCAGGGUACCAGCUGCAGGGCCAGGACACCAUCACAUGUGUACGGAUGGAUAAUAGAUUCUACUGGCAGCCGGACCCUCCGACAUGUAUAGCAACAUGUGGGGGUAACGUCAGCGGCCCCUCAGGAGUUAUUCUGUCUCCAAACUAUCCCCACCCUUACCCCGCUGGGAAAGAGUGUGAUUGGAGAAUCAGAGUCAACCCUGACUUUGUCAUUGCUCUUAUCUUCAAAAGUUUCAACAUGGAGCCAAGCUACGACUUCCUGCACAUCUAUGAAGGUGAAGACUCUAAUGGGCCGUUACUAGCAAGUCUCCAAGGCAACCAGGCCCCGGAACGAAUAGAGAGCGGUGGGAACAGUCUCUUCCUCGCAUUCAGAUCUGACGCCUCACUGGGCAUGUCUGGUUUCGCCAUCGAAUUCAGAGAAAAACCAAGAGAAGCCUGUUUCGACCCUGGUAACAUAAUGAACGCCAGUCGGACAGGUUACGACUACAAACUGGGAUCCCAGGUCUCCUACAACUGUCACCACGGCUACACAACAGUGGGCAGGGAAACCAUCACCUGUGUCAUGGGGCAUGAUGGGAAGCCAGUGUGGGACAGUGCUCUGCCAUCAUGUAAAGCUCCAUGCGGAGGACAGUACGGAGGAUCUGAAGGAGUUGUUCUGUCACCAAACUAUCCUUUGAACUACACCACAAGGCAGACCUGCUCCUACUCCAUCAGCGUGUCCCCUCAGUUUGUUGUGUUUGGCCAGUUUGCUGUUUUUCAGACAGCGAUGAAUGACUCCGUGGAGCUGUUUGACGGAGCCAAUGAGAACGCUCGGUUGCUCAGCUCCCUGGCGGGGUCGCAUUCAGGUGAGACAUUGCCAUUGGCAACAUCCAAUCAGAUCAUGCUGAGGUUCAAUGCUAAGAGUGGCCAGUCAGCUAGAGGCUUUCACUUCGUCUACCAAGCUGUUCCCCGCACCAGUGACAGUCAGUGCAGCUCAGUGCCAGAGCCUCGGUAUGGCAGACGGAUCGGUUCAGAGUUCUCUGCUGGAUCUGUGGUUCGCUUCGAGUGCAGUCCAGGGUAUCUGCUGAAAGGAUUCAGUGCCAUCCGGUGCCAGGCCGUGCCAGGUGCUCUCGCACAGUGGAACGCAACAACACCCACCUGCAUUGUUCCCUGCAGCAGCAAUUUAACUGAACGUCGGGGUACAAUACUGUCUCCUGGCUAUCCUGAACCUUACCCAAACAGUCUCAACUGUCUGUGGAGGAUACAUGUCAGUGAAGGGGCUGGAAUUCAGAUCCAAGUGAUGACGUUUGCGACAGAGCACAACUGGGACUCUCUGGAGAUCUAUGACGGAGGAGACAUGACAGCUCCUAAAUUAGGGUCAUUUUCUGGAACCACUGCACCCGCCCUCCUUAACUCAACGUCCAAUCAGCUUCUUCUGCACUUUCAGAGUGACAUCAGUGUGGUGGCAGCAGGUUUCCAUCUCGAAUACAAGACUGUUGGUCUCACCACCUGUCCAGAGCCAAUGAUUCCAGCCAACGGCAUUAAAGCAGGAGACAGAUAUAUGGUCAAUGAGGUGGUAGCCUUCACCUGUGAACCUGGAUACACAUUACAGGGCCACUCACACAUUUCCUGCAUGCCCGGGACAGUGCGUCGAUGGAACUACCCACCUCCUCUUUGUAUAGCUCGUUGCGGCGGGGUGUUGUCUGAGAUGAGUAGUGUCAUCCUUAGUCCAGGUUUCCCUGGCAACUACCCUGGCAACCUGGACUGCACCUGGCAAAUCAACCUGCCAACUGGAUAUGGAGCCCAUAUUCAGUUCCAAAACUUCUCCUCUGAAGACAACCAUGACUUCCUAGAGGUCCGUGCUGGACCUCAGCACAGCUCUGCUCUGAUUGGACAGUUUACUGGCUCACUGAUCCCGCCCCCUCUGCUAAGCACCACACACCUGACGAUCAUCCACUUCUACAGCGACCACUCGGAGAACAGGCCUGGUUUCAAGCUCACCUAUCAGGCCUUUCAACUUCAAAACUGCCAGGACCCUGCUCCCUUCCCCAACGGUGACAUCAUCAACAACGACUACAGCGCUGGCCAAUCGAUCACUUUCCAGUGCUACCCUGGUUACGUUCUGAUCGGACACACAGUGUUGACGUGCCUGCAUGGGACCAACAGAAAGUGGAACCACCCAUUUCCACGCUGUGAAGCUCCUUGCGGCUACAAUGUCACAGCUGAAAAUGGGACCAUCUAUUCACCUCAGUACCCAAAUGAAUACCCAAACUCCCAGGACUGUGGCUGGCUCAUCACUGUUCCCCACGGACAUGGAGUUUAUAUUAAUUUUACCUUACUGCAGACAGAGCCUGUCACAGAUUACAUCGCUGUCUGGGACGGACCAGACACGUCUAGUCCUCAGCUGGGAGUCUUCAGCGGCAACACGGCAUUAGAGUCGGCCUACAGCACGAACCUCCAGGUCCUGAUCCGCUUUCACUCUGACUUUUCAACCGGAGGCUUCUUCAUCCUUAACUUCCAUGCCUAUCGUCUGAAGAAAUGCCCUCCUCCCCCUGUUGUGGAGAACGCCGAGGUGAUCUAUGAAGAUGAAGACUUCCAGAUAGGUGACAUUGUGAAGUAUCGCUGUUUACCUGGAUACACACUGGUGGGAAAGGCGGAGCUCAUGUGUAAACUCAACUCCCAUUUGCUGUUUGAAGCCCCGCCCCCAACAUGUCAAGCUCAAUGUCCAGCCAAUGAAGAGCGGGCUUCAUCAUCGGGGGUGAUACUGAGCCCCGGCUUUCCUAGCAACUACCCAAACAGCCAAACAUGCUCCUGGCUACUUCACAUGGUUCCAGGUUACACCAUCAAUAUCUACGUCGAGAUGUUCCACAGUGAGAAACAGUUUGAUGAGCUGGAAAUCUUUGAUGGAUCCUCGGGACAGAGCCCUUUGCUCGUAGCUCUAAGUGGUAACCACUCAUCUCAGCUCAACUUCACAUCCAAAACAAACCAGCUCUAUCUACGAUGGUCCACUGAUCAUGCCACCAACAAGAGAGGAUUCAAGAUUCGAUACUCAGCUGCCUACUGUAGCAUCAACGAUCCUCCAGUCAACGGGGGCGUGGUCAACCGAACCAAACUCCGGCCAGGUAGCAGACUACAGUACUACUGUAACCGAGGUAACCGCCUGAUAGGUUCAAGCAAUGCCACCUGCAGGCUCCACCAAAAUGGACUCUUUCAGUGGGAUACACCACCACCUUUUUGUCAAGCUGUCUCAUGUGGGAUACCUCAGUAUCCAGGCAACGGCUCCUUCCAUGCCAAUCAGUACACUGUUGGUAGCCAGGUGACCUACCUUUGUAACGAAGGUUUCCACCUUGACCCUGGUGUGACAAUGACAGCGGUGUGUUUAGAAGACGGCAGCUGGAGUAAUGCAGCCUCAGCACCAAGAUGUCUGCCGAUCCAUUGCCCCAGCGUUGAGGGCACCCUGUCAGAACACAUGACCUACCGCCUGCUCUCCGGUCGAUUGGGAGAGUUUGGUUCCAUGGUGAUGCUGGAAUGUUCUACAGGGUUCUAUCUUGGUGUGGGGCACCGGACUCUGCGCUGCCUUUCCAACGGGACCUGGGAGGGGUCGGAUGACCCAGCUACAUGCAAGAUCAUUUCCUGCGGCGAGCUUCCUUCUCCACCUUUUGGGGCCAAACUGGGGACAUUGACAACAUUCGGAGCAACUGCAAUAUUUAUGUGUAACCAUGGUUACACGCUGGUGGGGUCACAUGUCAGAGAGUGUGGCGGUAACGGGCUGUGGAGUGGCGCAGAGACCAGGUGUCUAGCUGGUCACUGUGACUCUCCAGAUCCUAUAGUCAAUGGCCACAUUAGUGGAGAUGGAUCCAGUUACCGUGACACAGUUGUGUACCAGUGCAUGUUAGGAUAUCGCCUUAUCGGCACUUCUGUCCGGAUCUGUCAGCAAGACCAUCGUUGGUCUGGAACAACACCCGUCUGCGUCCCUAUCACUUGCGGUCACCCAGGCAACCCAGGCAAUGGGCGGACCAAUGGCAGCGAGUUCAACCUCAAUGAUGUUGUCAACUUCACCUGUAACAGAGGUUACCUCCUCAGUGGAAACGCUCGCGCUCAGUGCCGACUCAAUGGGCAGUGGAGCAGCCCCCUACCUGUCUGCAAAGUGAUGAACUGUUCCGACCCAGGCCAUGUUGAAAAUGGUGUGCGCCAGUCUGGCCUACGUUACCCAGAAGUCUUCAGCUAUGGUGUGGCUGUCGCAGUUCACUGUAAAAGAGGCUUCUACCUCCUUGGCUCUGCGAUUCUCACCUGCCAGCAUGAUGGACGAUGGGACCGACCAAUGCCUCACUGCCUAGCAAUUUCCUGUGGUGACCCCAGUGUACCCCCUAAUGCAGUGGUUACUGGGACCCGCAGCUGGACUUACAGCUCAGUGCUGCAGUACUCCUGUCUGCCUGGAGGGGUGCUGGUAGGCAACACUUCGCGCCACUGUCAGGAGGAUGGCACAUGGAGUGGACCACCACCAUACUGCACUGGAGUAAGUCCGGGAGUCUGUGGAGACCCAGGGAUCCCUCCCCACGGUGCUCGUCUUGGAGGGGAGGAAUUUAAAACCAAGAGCCUGCUGCGUUUUAGCUGCGAGGCGGGAUACAGUCUGACUGGCUCAGCUGAGAGAACCUGCAUUCACAAUGGCACCUGGAGCGGCACACAGCCUGUCUGUCAAGCUGUAUCUUGUGGUAACCCUGGCACCCCGUCACACGGAAGGAUUGUCUUCAGCGAUGGUAUUACCUUUGGCAGCUCGGUGGCUUAUGCAUGCUGGGAAGGCUUCAAAACAUCAGGCCUGACCAACAGACACUGCACCACCAAUGGGACGUGGACGGGACAACCCCCAGACUGCACUGUGAUCAGCUGUGGAGAUCCUGGACCAAUAGCCAAUGGGAUCUAUCUGGGAAGUGAGUUCACGUUCAACCACACAGUGAUCUACCGCUGUAACCCCGGUCACCUGAUGGAGCCACUCGGAAGCAACGUGCUUCACUGCACCAAAGAAGGAACCUGGAACCAGACCAAACCAAGCUGUAGAGUGAUCCAGUGUGGACCUCCUCCUCAAGUGCAUCACGGGACAGUUGAAGGAACCGACCAUUCAUGGGCAUCAAGUGUUAGCUACAGUUGUUUCCAUGGUUACCAGUUGUCCACUCCUGCCGUGUUAACGUGCGAGGGCAACGGGACGUGGACGGGGGACAUCCCAACAUGUCUGCCUGUCCUGUGUGGUGACCCUGGCUCUCCUGGAGGUGGAUUCAGAGAGGGGAACAUCUAUUCCUACCGGUCUGAGGUUAGGUUCUACUGCCAUACACCAUACUUGCUGGUUGGAUCUGCGGCAAGAGUUUGUCAAGCUGAUGGGAUUUGGAGUGGUCAUCAACCGGCCUGUAUAGACCCAGCUUUUAACAACUGUCGUGAUCCAGGAACUCCAGCCUAUGGUAUCCCAGUCAUGGCCCAGGGAUUACAGGUUGGCAGUAAGAUUUCUUUCAAGUGUCGCAAGAACUACCACAUCCUUGGUUCCACUACAAGAACGUGCUUAGAAAACCUUACCUGGAGUGGAACUCAACCUGAGUGCAUAGCACAUUCAUGCAGACAGCCAGAGACGCCCAGUAAUGUAGAUGUUCGAUCUAUGGACCUGCCUACUUUGGGAUAUACGCUGAUCUAUACCUGUCAAGACGGAUUCUAUCUAGCUGGGGGAUCGGAGCACAGAACCUGCAAAAGCGAUGGGAGAUGGUCAGGCAAACCCCCGCUGUGUAAAGUCGGAGUAAAAGUCAAUCCUAAAGGCAGAGGAGAGUCAGAUGUCCAGAAGAACAAGAUUCGAGUUCCAGUGGACGUGUUCUCUCCAAACUCGGAGUGGAGCGGUUUUUACGAGUAUCUAGGGAAGAGACAAGCCACCACAUUUACAGUUACUGGGUUUAAUGCUACGAGCAGCAGAGUUAACAUCACACUACUGGAGACCAGCGGAGUGUCAAUCAGACUGUCAGGUACCUAUAAAUCAGAGGAAAACCAGCUGCUGCUGAAGGUGUACCAGGUGAAGGGGCCCACAGAGCAUUACCUCAGCAAGUUUAAGAAUGACAACUGGGCUAUGGAUGGAUAUGUUACAGCAGAAUCCGACCAGAAGACGUUCGUCUACCAGGGGCAUAUUCACAGCAAAGACUUUGGCAAGUUCCAUCUGACGAGGCAAGGCCCUGUAACCAUGGCAAUGGAUCCAUCCAACCCCUACACAAACAGCAGCUCUGUGGCAGCAGCCAUCUUAGUUCCCUUCUUUGCCCUCAUCCUGUCGGGAUUUGCUUUCUACCUCUACAAGCACAGGACAUUGUCUGCUGACACAGAUGACAAUGAGAGACCAAAAGACACCUGGGGGCCUGGCGGCAGGACUCGCCCCAAGGUCCAGUUCAACGGCUAUGUAGGCCAUGAGAGCACCAAUGGCCAAGCGUCGUUUGAAAACCCAAUGUAUGACACCAACAUGAAACCUACUGAGGCUAAGGCAGUUCGAUUCGAUACCACACUAAAUACAGUCUGCACAGUAGUAUAGUCCAACAUACCUACCACUACCUACACGGUGGUUCAGGUCAAACUCCCUGUCGCAGUCUGCGGAAUGGUUUGACCAAACAGAGAAGAAGAGACUUAUGAAUUGGACUUGUCACCGUGGGCAGUCUGCGCUGUAGCUUGCUGGUCGUCUGUCAGCAUAAUCUUCACAGUGAAGCAGAUCUGUUCUCCCUCCUACCUGAACAAUGGCAUCCCCUUCCUUUGUAUUCUGAAAGAGUCAGAACUACUAGAAAGGGGACAGAAAAUGGCAACAUCAAAUAACAUGGAAAAACCAUUGUUCAGGAGAUCAGUGCUGGGACCAGAAUUCUUCUUGAGCACUGUUGCUAUUCAGACAACCACAGAAUAAUGGUUCAACUAUUUGAACCUCUUCCAAGGUCCAGUGCCUGUUUAGGUAGGCAAAGUCAACCCAACCUCCCUAUGGAAAGGCCAGACACAAAUGGUCUCCAAAUACCCUCGCUCCAACCUGAAUAAUAACCCCCAACCCCAUGCCAAAUUUGCAAAGUGGUAUAGGCUUACUUACUCCCCUGCUGCAGGCCAGACAGGGGUACCCUGUUAUACCCUCAGGGGAAGCAGAUGGACUAUUCUACCCUUUAACCGACUCAAGACAACACAUAACACUUGGGUGGUUGCUUUGUCACCACAAAAAAAACAGAAUUUGUGUUGGACCAACCCCCCCCCCCACUGGACUUCCAUCACACUGAUCUUGAUAGUACUAGAUCCUGAUGUAAAGACAGCUCUUAGAGUCUGUUUUGGUAGAAUCUAAUAUUGAUUCGGCAGACUGCAGUGAAGUUGACAUCCAAAUGCAGUCAAUGCAAUGGCUCUUCCAGCCAGUCUUAUUCCUUUAAAGCAUCUGAUAGUCUCAUCCAUCACUGGAAACUAGUUUAAGCUGCAUACUAGUAGUGGUGGACCAGUGCCACACAAACCAGUCAAAUACCAUCUGCAGAUGUUUAAAUGUCCGUACCCUGCUUGGAGAUUUUGUUUGAUUAUAUGAAGCAGGACAAUCACAGAGUUGGAUAAGUUGAGUUUUCAUUCAGUAUUGGAUUAUCAAAUAGGUCCCUGUGAUUGUCUUUUCUUUCUGCCUCUUACUGUAUUGCCUUUCUAUGACAGUGUCUACCUGCAGUAUUUGGCAAUGUGUUCACCACGAACAUACCAAAUCAAGCAUUUGCAAAUGCUUUUGUUCCCAGGUUUAGUACAACAACCUGUGAAUUGCUCUAGAUGAGAUUUAGAGAGUUUCCAAUAUUCUGUUGAGGUACUUCACACCUAAAAUUGGUCCUGUUCACAACUGCCCAUGCUUGCCCAUGCUGGCAGACUGUGCUGAACAAGAAAACAAGACAUUUGAGUUGCUGGGCUGGUGUACACAAUGGACUGGUUUCCAGAGGCCUGUCUAACACAAUCAAAGAAUCGGGCAAUGAUUCUUGUUCUUGGACUAGCCAGCGUUUUGUGCUUGGUGGCUGAACAAGUGGAAGCCUGGAGGCAAUAAGCUGUCAAGAUCUUCGACUGCUGCAAUCAGCUGUGGCCAAAUCCAGGAAAUGAUGUGUCUUCUUGUAACUCUGGACAUGAUUAUCAGUCAAGUGAUGACUGAUAUUUUUUCUACAGUAUACUCUCCAGCCGCAAAAUCAGAAAUAGAUGAAGAGAUUAACACACAGUGUUUGACUGACAGAUAUUAGACAGACGAACACAGACAAAUGGACGGAUAGAAAUCUGUGAGUCGUGCUGGGAGAGAAAGACAAGGACAGAUUGCUAUGGAAACAGAGGCUAGGUGUCUCUGAAUGUCCCUCCGACAUUUUUCUUCAGUGAAGAUAUUGAUGAACAGACUCAAUGUUCAAAAACCCAGUGGCCCCAUGGGACUUCCCAAACCACUGCUGCUGGGGAACCCCGAAAUAUAAACUUUAUAUAAACUCUUAAACCGCACAAAUUUUGCACUAGUGUGUUUUUCUGACUGGGUUAUGAAAAAAAUGAAUACUUUUUGGGUCUGAAAUGGGUUUGAAAAUGAGUCAUUCAAAAAAGAGAAUUUUAUUCAAAAACUUCUAUCUUUAAAGAGACAACAAAAUGAAUAAAUACAGGGUUACAGAGUGUUUGUAUAUACACAUUUAUAUUUCACACUCCCUGUUAGCAGUGACCACAUGCUAUUUUGUUGUUUAUUUUUGUCACCAUGACAACAUGCUAGCCAACGAGGAAGUUGGGAUGAGAUUGCCUAUUGACCUCUGAGCUUUUAGUGUCUGAAAAUGACACCAAUUUGUUGCCAUUUCUAGAACAGUGGCUGUUUCUGAAAACUCAUACUGGAUACUGUUACUAUACAGAAAAAUAAAAAGGGAAGGCUCACAUCUAAAACAUUCAAUAUGGCCUACCUGACACUGGUGCCACACUGCUUGUUUUAUUUACAGCCGUUAAACUUGUAUUCUUUGAAGAUGUUAAAACGGUACUCAAAGAUAAAGUAAUUAUCUCAACAUGAGCUUAUUCGUCCAGUUGAUCACCUCUAGUAUAAGACAGUGUCAUCUUUCAGAAACAACAUGUGACUGUUUCUCUAACUCUUCAAAAAGAUGUGUUGCAAGUUUCCACAAAUGCUCAUAUUAUCAUGCAUUAUCCUCCAAUUUGACAUUUGACAUUUGUGAUGCACAUGAUCCUAUUUGGACACAUCUCUUUAAAGAGCUCACAGUUUACGUGUGAUCUGUUUGAGAAGUGGUGACUUAAGACAAAGGCCAAACAGAUUCAGUAUGAAGACAACAUGCACAAUUAUUGUUGUUGAGAGUUAUCGCCCCACCGAGCCGCUUCAUUGUUUGAAAAAUACCUCGUUUGCAAAGAGAUAGUUACAUCCUGCUUAUAAAUGCUGGAACCUCACUGCUACAAGUACACAAGCUUUCCUGGUAUUUUAGGUCAACACAUCCACCAAACACCCAUAAGUCUGCCGAAUCCAAGAAAAUUCACUGGCUUCAAAUCACUUGCCAAGCUUGUUAUUUCUCGCAGUGUUCUAUUCUGAAUAUUUUUAUUUUUCAAAAGAUGCUGCACUUGGUUUAGAUCACAGAUGUAACUGCUUUCAGUGUGUGUCUUUGGGUGUCUUCAGGCCUGUGUCUUGUUUGUUUCACACUCCAUGCACACCAUACUGGCUCUAGGUUGUCACUUCAGGCAACCUGCAUGAUUUUUAUUGUCCAAAUGAAUUUUCCUUUUAUGUUCCCCCAUGUUUCACUUGUGCAUUUUCAAUCCAUAAUGCUGUCAUUCCUGCAAAAAAUAGAUCCCUACAUCCAUUUAUU
This is a messenger RNA of Labrus mixtus (cuckoo wrasse), 14484 nucleotides long. Its product is annotated as CUB and sushi domain-containing protein 1-like. The transcript is spliced from 75 exons. The coding region runs from base 390 to 11222 and encodes 3610 amino acids. Lineage: Eukaryota; Metazoa; Chordata; Actinopteri; Labriformes; Labridae. The record is from RefSeq and is a predicted model, not a curated record.